Glycine soja is the source of this 2259-nucleotide messenger RNA. RefSeq lists its product as uncharacterized. The transcript has a single exon. NCBI's taxonomy places the organism in Eukaryota, Viridiplantae, Streptophyta, Magnoliopsida, Fabales, Fabaceae. The record is from RefSeq and is a predicted model, not a curated record. Gene Ontology annotation, molecular function: aspartic-type endopeptidase activity. Gene Ontology annotation, biological process: proteolysis. The coding region runs from base 1 to 2259 and encodes 752 amino acids.
AUGACUGGCGACGCCCUCGGUUGGUAUCAGUGGAUGCACAAUAACCAUUUGAUUUCAACAUGGAAGGAGUUUACCCGUGCUAUGGAACUUCGCUUCGGCCCCUUUGCAUAUGAAAACCAUCAACAGGCCCUUUUCAAACUACAGCAAACAGCAACCGUUCUUGAGUACCAACAUGAUUUUGAGCGUCUUUGCAACCGUGUGACUGGCUUGCCGCAUCACUCCAUCCUCGAUUGUUUCAUUUUUGGUUUACGUCCAGAAAUCCAAAAUGAACUUGCCAUACUACAACCUGUCACAAUUUCACAAGCAAUUGGCUUGGCCAAAUUGGUUGAAUCCAAAUUGUUAGCAUCCAAACCUAGUUUCACCUACAGCCCUCGCCCCACUCAACCUAAAUCCAUACUGCCUCUAUUGCCCAAUCCACCACCACAACCUCGCCUAAUCCAACACCCUUCACAGCCUCUCCUAGCCUUACCAGCACCACCCUCCCCCAAACCCACUACCCCACAAAUUCGUUUGUUAUCCAAAACUGAAAUGGAUGACCAUCGAGCCAAAGGAUUAUGUUUUAAUUGUGAUGAACGAUACCAUAGGGGCCACCGUUGCAAAAACAAAGGGAUGCUACUACUACUUUCCCCAUCUGACCCUCCCGAUCCUCAUUCUGAUCACAUCUCAGAUGAUGUACCUCCUCUAACCAAUUCAGAAACAACCCCUCCCACCCCCUCUGCAUUCCUUCUCCAUUCUGAAACCCCACCUACUUACACCAACCCCGAACAAUUUCACCUGUCACUGCAAGCCGUUUCUGGCCAGCCCUCACCUAGAACACUACGCUUUUAUGCGCGUAUAAAUGGUCAUUAUGUCUCAGUCUUGGUGGACACCGGAAGUUCACACAACAUUAUUCAGCCAAGAGUUGCAACCUUAUUGCGUUUACCCACUCAAAAUCUGCCAUCUUUUGCUGUUAUGGUGGGUAAUGGUGCUCAUUUAAAAUGUGAUGGUUUGUGUACAGAUGUUCCUUUGACAGUAGUUGAACAUUGCUUUGUGGUGUCCCUCUAUGUUUUACCUAUUCAAGGGGUUGACAUUGUUCUGGGUGUCCAGUGGUUACAAACUUUGGGACCAUUUGUUUUUGAUUAUAUUAUACCAUCAAUGCAAUUUUACCAUAAUGGAGUCCUAGUAACACUUCAUGGUACAACUUCCCCUUCUCUAUCCCUGGCCACCUUACCCCAACUAAAUCGCAUGAUACACACUGAGUCUGUUGCUACCAUUCACACCAUUACCAUGCUACUUGCUGACUCCUUACCCCCACCUUCCACACCACAAACACACUCCUUAUCUAGAGACGAACAACCCACCCUUGACUCAUUCCACCCUGACAUUACCCAACUACUACAUCGUUACUCACCCAUUUUUUCUAUUCCCCAUGGUCUACCCCCAAACCGACCCCAUGACCACCAUAUCCACCUAAAGCCCCACUCCAACCCCAUCAACAUUAAACCAUAUCGUUACCCUCAUUUUCAGAAGGAAGCCAUGACUUCCAUGAUAGCUGAUAUGCUACAACAGGGGAUCAUUCGACCAAGUACCAGCCCCUAUUCCUCCCCGAUUUUGUUGGUUAAAAAGAAAGAUGGGUCAUGGCGCUUUUGUGUUGACUAUAGAGCACUAAAUGCAAUCACUAUUCGGGAUCGUUUUCCUAUCCCAACAAUUGAUGAACUGUUGGAUGAAUUACAGGGUGCCCAAUUUUUCUCUAAAAUUGAUUUGCGGUCCGGUUAUCAUCAAAUUCGGUUGGCUCAAGAGGACAUCCCAAAAACUGGUUUUCGAACCUUUGAUGGCCAUUAUGAGUUUUUAGUUAUGCCCUUUGGGCUUACUAUUGCGCCAUCAACCUUUCAGGCAGCCAUGAAUGAUUUACUUAGGCCUUUCCUUUGCAAAUUCGUAUUGGUUUUCUUUGAUGAUAUCCUAAUUUAUAGUCCUACUUGGUCUGCCCAUCUAACUCACUUACAGCAAGUUUUGCAGCUACUACUUGAUAACCAUUUUUAUGCUAAACUUUCUAAGUGUAAUUUUGGUGUUUGUUCAGUGGAUUAUCUAGGUCACAUUAUUUCAGGGAAUGGAGUACAAGCUGACCUUACAAAGGUGCAGGACAUCUUGGCAUGGCCAACUCCAAAGUCCCUCACGGCUCUCCGAGCCUUCCUCGGUCUCACUGGUUUUUAUCGACGCUUUGUGCAGCAUUAUGCAACUAUUGCAGGCCCCUUACAGAUUUACUUAAAGCUCCAACAUUAA